Molecule: messenger RNA, 576 nt
Organism: Rotaria sp. Silwood1
Lineage: Eukaryota; Metazoa; Rotifera; Eurotatoria; Philodinida; Philodinidae
Source: the annotation of a GenBank genome assembly
AUGGCUCCCAUUCGAAAUGCUGCUGUCAUCUUCGCUGAAGUUCCCACUGGUUAUCCGGAGGCCGAUAAACACCUCAAAUAUGUCACAGAUCGAACAAUCGACAUCGAUACUGUCGAUACACAAGGUGGCGUCGUCACGAAGAACCUUAUCAUUUCAAUUGAUCCAUACAUGCGAGGUCGAAUGCGACCACCUGGAACGCCAAGCUAUAUAUCUCUGUUUGAACUCGGCAAACCGUUGGUCAAUUUUUUUGUCGGUAAAGUCGUGAAAUCGGAUAAUGACAAAUACAAAGUCGAUCAAAUCGUCAAUGGAUUUGGAGGCUAUGAAGAAUACACAAUUCAUCCGAAAGCUCAAGCCGAAGUACUUCGUAUUCUCACCGACGAAGAACUCAAGCUCGGUUUACCUCUGACAACAUGGGUCGGAGCUGUUGGAAUGCCUGGACAAACCGCCUUCUAUGGUUUCUAUCACAUUGGAGAACCGAAAAAGGGCGAUACAAUCUUCAUUACGGGAGCUUCAGGAGCUGUCGGGCAAAUUGUCGGACAACUCGGUGAGUUGAUUAAUGAGAACAAUCGAAGUUAA